Molecule: messenger RNA, 2263 nt
Organism: Brassica napus (rape)
Lineage: Eukaryota; Viridiplantae; Streptophyta; Magnoliopsida; Brassicales; Brassicaceae
Exons: 2
Coding region: 753-2246 (497 amino acids)
Molecular function (GO): zinc ion binding
Source: RefSeq, a predicted model, not a curated record
CUUAGACUUUUCAGGAUAUGCUUCAUAACCAAUUAUUAUGCCUUACAGAACUACUUGACUUUAUGCAGGUUAGUACUGAUCCAGCUAGCUGUAACACUCAAGCUUCUGAUACAGUUGCUUCUACUGUUCCAUUGAAUGCCAAUCCAGCGAUUCUUUCUACUGUGCAGAGUGAAAAACAGGUACAUUGUCCUUAAUUCCCUUUUUCUGUUUGUGUUUGCAUGAUAUGCUUCAUAAUCAAGUACUAUGCCUUACAGAACUACUUGACUUUUGCAGAGUCUUCUAUUUGAAGGUGUUUCUACAGUUCCUGUGAAUGCUCUUCCGGAUUUUAGUACUGAUUCAGCUAGCUGUAACAUUCAAGCUUCUGAUACAUUUGCUUCUACUGUUCCAUUGAAUGCCAAUCCAGUGAUUCUUUCUACUGUGCAGAGUGAAAAACAGAGUGUUCUAUAUGAAGGUGUUUCUACAGUUCCUCUGAAUGCUCUUCCGGAUUUUAGCCCUGUCCAUAUUGGACUUUCACCAAACACGAGAGUAGCUGGCGAUAUUAAGGUGAAUAGCUAUUUUAAGACAAAGAGAGAGUUGAUGUUGAGGAUGAAGAAAUGGGCUUUAGAGUGGAAGUUUGAGUACAAGACUGUCUCUUCUAACAAGUCAAGAGUGCUUUUGAGUUGUGUUGAUGAAAAUUGCACGUGGAGGAUGCGUGCUAUCAAGCUACCUGUUUCAGAUUUUUUCGUUGUUAAAAAGUAUGUUCAUGAGCAUACAUGCGAUACAACACACAGGAAAGCCAACCACAGACAAGCAUCUGCAAAGUUGUUGGGUUCUUUGAUUUCCAGCAAUUAUGGAGAAAAAAGGAAGGUCUCAAACCGAAACAGAUCAUUGAACAGGUCAGGAUGCUGCAUGGUGUUCACAUCAAUUACAAACAAGCUUGGAGAGUGAGAGAAGAAGCUCAGAUUUUGGUUAGAGGGACUCCUGAAGACAGCUAUUACAAUUUGUCUAGGUGGUUGUAUAAAAUCACAGAAACAAACCCUGGUUCCUUGACUUAUCAACAUGUUGAUGCUGCAGGAAAGUUCAAGUAUGCAUUUGUGGCUUUUGGUCCAUCGAUAAGGGGAUUUUCAUUGAUGAGGAGAGUUAUUGCAGUAGAUGGUACAUUUCUGAAGGGAAAAUUCAAUGGGACUUUAUUGGCAGCUUGUGCUCAAGAUGGGAAUUAUCAUCUAUAUCCUCUCGCCUUUGCAGUGGUUGACGCAGAAAACGGCGCCUCUUGGAAAUGGUUCUUUAGAGGUUUGAGCCAGAAGAUCCCGGACGCUUCGGAUCUUGUUUUUGUAUCAGACAGGGCUAACUCCAUUUCUUCAGCGUUGGAGGAUGUAUAUCCCUUAUCUCACCAUGGAAUUUGCAGGAUCCAUCUGCUCCGCAACAUCACUCCUACAUAUGCGAAGACUGGGUUGCUACCUCUGGUGGAAAGCGCUGCUGAUGCCUAUACGUGUCACGAGUUCUGGUUAAUCUUCAAGGACAUAAAGGAUAAAUGUCCUGAAUUGGCUAAGUAUCUGGAAGAGUCUGAUUUUAGGAAGUGGGCACGAAGCUAUGCGCCUGCGAACAGGUAUAAUAUCAUGACUACCAACAUUGCAGAGUCUCUCAAUUCUAUGUUGAAGAUGCCUCGUGAGUUGCCCAUUAUCUCUCUCCUUGAAACUAUCAGAUUGACGAUGACCACUUGGUUUUUUGAGCGACGCGAAGCGGCUGCGAAACAUAAGCACCUGGUUACUCCAAAAGUUGUUCAGAAAUUGGUAUCUAGGUUAGGGGCCGCAAUGUUGUUGAAUGUGUAUCAAGUUGAUCGAAGCGAGUUUGAGGUGAAGAAUGAAACAAUGAAGUUUGUUGUUGACUUGGAGAAGCGGCAUUGCACAUGUAAUGUUUUCGACAUUGACAAGAUCCCCUGCAUCCAUGCCAUCGCUGCUGCUAAGCAUAUCAAGAGAGAUGAAAACCGUUUUGUUGAUGCUUCUCACUUGACAGAAACGUGGGCUAAAGCUUAUGCUGAAAGCAUACAUCCUGGUGGAGAGUUGUCAACGUCCACCUAUCCAGAGAAUAUUGAUGAACUGUCUUGCCCACCUCCAGCUACCAAAAAGAAAAGUGGACGCCCUCCUACAAAGAGAAAGAGAUCCGUUGGCGAGUUUGGGGUUCCUGGAUCUAAAUCUCAGUCCCACAAGUGCAGCAGAUGUGGCACAGGAGGGCACAACAAGAUCACAUGCCAGAGGCCUAUAGGAUGAAGUUCUACAUUUUUACA